UUUUUUUUUUAAAAUUAUUGUAUGGUCACUUCGCCAUCUUUUUAAUUUAAUCACAACUAUUUUUCAAAUCCAAUUUACACCGCAACAACGAAACAACUUUACAAGACAAUCCAUUCAAGCAUCAUGUCACCUCCACCAUCAUUCUAUCUUCAGCCAGAACAUGAACAUAGACGACGUACACGGACACAAACCCAUGAUAGCUGCACGCGUAGUUCCUCACUGGCAUCCACUCUUCGCUCUCCAACCACCAACAUUAAUGUCGACUCGUUAGGCAAACCACAACUUACUAAUCAAACUCAACAUCGACCACAUCAAUCCCACCAUUCCCGUGGUCCAUCCCACUUCACUCGUCAUACACCCAGUAAACCUAAAUCGCUUUUUAGGUCUUCCUCCACAUUUCCUUCCACGAUAAGCCUGACAUCCGCUCAUCCUUCCGCUCCCAAUCGUCUCCCUCUUUCUCCUCCUUAUUCUACUUUCUCCCCAGCAAACGUAUCAAGAGCUUCCACACUCAUUUCCACUCAACCACCACCUAUCGCUCUUGCAUUCCUCAAUCUUCUCGAUGAUCUCGGUAUUCUUCUUUUAUGUAAACCAUUACUUGAAUUAUGUAAUGUGGAAUGGAUUUCAUUAUUUGACGAUAUGGGGAUCUUUUAUCUAUGUGAACCGAUAGAAGCUAUUAGGAGAGCAUUAAGAAAACGGAAAAUUGGGAGGGUGGAUAGACAGAGAGGAGGUGGAAGUUGUCUAGGGAGUAUGAGUAGUAAGACUAGUAAGAGUAGCAAAAGUAGUAAGGAUACCUGGGAGAGGGAUACGGUAUCAUGGAUAUCGAGUUUGGUUAGCGAGAUGAGGAAGAGUAAAAGUAGUGGAAGUAGUGGAAGCAGUGAAAGUAAGAAACACUCUACUAGUGGGAGAAGGAGUAGAGAGAGAGAGCGGCAAAGUGAGAGAGAUAUGAUGAAGAAUAAGAGCGCCGAUAGUGUAAGCGGAAUUGGAAGUGAAAGUAAGAAUGGAAGUAUAAGCGGAAUUGGAAGUGGGUGUAGGAGUAAGAAUGGAAGUGUAAGCGGAAUUGGAGGUGGAAGUAUGAACGCAAGUGAGAGAAUCAGCGGCACGAAUAGAAGAAGAAACGAAAGAGCAGCGAGUAGUAUCGCUGCAAGUCAUAUAGGACAGAGCUUAAAAGGGAUUCGGAAGGAAAAGCAUAUUUAUUGAGUAAAAGGUAAAAGAGGUGUGGAAAAUAUAUGAUUACCAAUAUCAUUAUGCGAAUAUUGUGAAACCGACCUUUCAGAGGUGACGUUUUCGAAGAGAAAUCUGGGAAGGAGAGAGAAAUCUGAGAAUUGAUUAUAUAUAGAUGCGCCGAAAUAUCAUCUUCUUUUU
Sclerotinia trifoliorum is the source of this 1362-nucleotide messenger RNA. The record is from the annotation of a GenBank genome assembly. NCBI's taxonomy places the organism in Eukaryota, Fungi, Ascomycota, Leotiomycetes, Helotiales, Sclerotiniaceae.